Molecule: messenger RNA, 1533 nt
Organism: Prorocentrum cordatum
Lineage: Eukaryota; Dinophyceae; Prorocentrales; Prorocentraceae
Source: the annotation of a GenBank genome assembly
GAGGUGGCGUCGCUCGUCUCGACGCGGUGGUUCCGCUUCAGCGCCUGGAUGCUGUCCCACAGGCUGGCGGUCUUGGCCGUGGUGGCCGUGGCCUUCGCGCCCGCGCUGCUGCGCCUGCCGCACAUGGAGGUGUCCAGGUCCCCGAUGCAGCUGGUGCCCCGCGGCCACGAGGCUGGGCUGGGCUUCGCCCGUCUGUUGGACAAGUUCGGGGCCGGCAUGCUGUGGCCCACCAAGGUGCUGGUGCUGCCGCCUCCGGGGGAGACGGUCUUCUCGGAGUCAUUCUUCAAGAGGGUGGCGUCGGUCGUGGAGUCGUUGCCGAGCCAGCUGCCGCUCUCGCCGAGGUACUCCGUGCAGAGCCUCGUCUACUCGUCCGACGCGGGGGGGGCCAUUCCAUUCGCAACUGUUCGGGCCGCGCUGCCCGAGCUCCGGGAUGUGAGCGGAGGGAACGGUCCACAUACCGCCACCCUUCCCUCGUUUUCGCCUUAUGGCGCCUCCUGGGAGGCCCUCGUCGCCACAGAAUUCGCCUCGAAAUCGAACACACCCUGGGAGAGGUCCGGGGAGUAGCGGUAUCGGUACCUGUUGUUUUCCCCAGGAUGCUGGCCAUGGCGACGGCGCGGAAUUGCUGUGCGACGUGGCCGCUGGAGCUGUAGGCAUGGACGCGUGCCAGCUGAUCCGACUGGCUCGCCAGAAGUUCGUCAACGCCAAUGGCACCGCGAUGGUGCUGAACAUCGCACUGGAUUCGGAUCCCUGGACGCCCGCGAGCACACGGUGGCUGCAUUCGCUGCGCAGGGCCUGCGAGAUCUUCGGGGGUUCCACAGACCAAUAUCUUGUAGUCAGCAACCCCUCGUCUGUGAACGAUACCGUGGAUGGCGUCUACGCCUCCGCUCCUCUUGUCGUCCUGGUAACAGGCUGUGGCGUAUUUGCCAUCGUCUCGGCGAGCUUCCGGUCGGUCGUUGUGCCGCUGAGGCUGCUGCCGUCGAUAGCGCUGACCAUCAUCUGGACGUACGGCCUGGCGGUGAUGGUCUACCAGGAUGGUGUGCUGGCCGGCCUCGGCAUCAGCUGCCUCUCGCCGAUCGGCCAUGGCGGAAUCCCGGGCGUCAGCUGGGUGCUGCCGCCCAUCUGCUUCACGCUCCUGACGGGGCUGUGCCUGGACUACGACAGCUACGGGCGAGGAUCGUCGAGUUCCGCCUGGCCGGCUACGCGGAUCGAGACGCGGUGCUGCUGGGGGUCAGCGCCUCGGGGCCGACCAUCACGGUGGCGGGCUGCAUCAUGAUGGUAGCAUUCAGCGGCUUGAUGAUGUCGGACCAGCUGCUGCUCAACGAGCUCUCCUUCAUCCUCCUGGCGUGCGUCGUGAUAGACACCUUCGUGGUGCGCAACAUCGUGGUGCCCCUGUGCAUGGACGUGCUCGGCGGCCUGAGCAACUGGUGGCCCCGUCGGAUGCCGGAGCCCUGCCGCGAGAUCCCCUGCCGCUGAGGGCCGGCUGGGGAUGCGGUGUCCGCCAAGCUGACCCGCCUCUCAAAAUUCGCCAGGAAG